AUUUUCGAAGACUGCGGGAUUUCUGGAUUGACAUCGCCAUCUUCUACCGAAUUUGUUGAGCUGGAAUUCUACUUUGAUGAAAUAUCAAAACGUGUAAAUUCUUUCAAAUUCAUAUUUUGAUGACAAGAAGAUGUCAGGGGAUAUAAGAUCGGAGCUGUUUACGGGCUGGGGUUAUGUGCCUGAAAAAGUGAAGAAAGCCCAGCGGAAAAUCCAAGUUUAUCCGUUCGACACCGACGCGUGGAAUAUUCUUUUACGAGAAGCCCAGAACCAACCAGUAGAGAAAGCCAGGACCCUGUAUGAGCUCGUGGUUACGACGUUUGCCAACUCCGGACGCUACUGGAAGAACUAUGUGGAACAAGAGAUGAGAGGAAAAAACUACGAAAGAGUUGAAAAGCUGUUUCAACGAUGCUUGAUGAAAGUUCUGAACAUUGAUCUGUGGAAGUGCUACCUGGCCUACGUCAAGGAGACUAAGGGGAGUCUAUCAUCGUACAGAGAGAAGAUGGCACAGGCCUACGACUUUGCCUUGGAUAAGAUGGGAAUGGAUAUCUUUUCUUUUCCAAUCUGGAAUGACUAUAUCAACUUUUUGAAGGGAGUUGAAGCUGUAGGUUCCUAUGCAGAGAACCAGAGGAUUACUGCUGUACGACGUGUAUUCCAACGAGGUAUAGUCAACCCCAUGUCAAAUAUUGAGGCUCUGUGGAAAGACUACAACAAUUAUGAAAACGGCAUCAAUGUGAUGAUAGCAAAAAAGAUGAUUGAAGAUAGAAGCCGAGAUUACAUGAAUGCCAGGAGAGUUGCCAAGGAGUAUGAAGCUAUCACAAAGGGUCUCAAUCGGAACAACCCAUCCGUUCCUCCAACCGGCACAGCUGAAGAGGCAAGGCAAAUAGAACUCUGGAAGAAAUAUGUAAACUGGGAGAAACAGAAUCCACUCAGGACAGAGGAUCAGAUGCUCAUUACAAAGAGAGUAAUGUUUGCCUUUGAGCAAUGUCUCCUGUGUCUUGGUCAUCAUCCUGAUGUUUGGUAUGAGUUUGCUCUCUACUUGGAAAGCGCUAGUAGGAUAUUCACAGAGAAAGGGGAUAUGAACAGUGGGAAGGUGUACAGUGAUGAAGCAGCUGCAGUCUAUGAAAGAGCCAUCUCAACAUUUAUGAAGAAAAACUACCUGAUAUACUUUGCUUACGCUGACUUUGAAGAGGGUAGGAUGAAGUAUGAGAAGGUUCAUAAUAUCUACUCAAGGAUGUUAGCUCAGGAAGAUGUGGACCCAACUCUGGUAUAUGUGCAGUAUAUGAAGUUUGCCAGAAGAGCGGAGGGCAUCAAGGCAGCUAGGACAGUGUUCAAGAAAGCUAGAGAGGAUCCAAGGAGCAAGUAUCAUGUCUUUGUGGCUGCCGCUCUCAUGGAAUACUACUGUAGCAAGGAUUCACAAGUAGCUUUUAAGAUCUUUGAGUUGGGUCUAAAGAAGUAUGGCAAUGUUCCUGAGUACAUUCUAGCCUAUGUAGACUACCUUUCACAUCUCAAUGAGGAUAAUAAUACAAGGGUUCUGUUUGAGAGAGUUCUCACAUCAGGAAGCCUUCCACAAGAACAGUCUGGUGAGAUCUGGUUACGAUUUGAAGAUUUUGAGUCGACAUCAGGAGAUCUAGCGAGUAUUAUCAAGGUGGAGAAGAGGAGGCAGACCAUCUUCAAGACGGAUUACAAAGAUCGCGAGACGAGCCUCUUGGUUGACAGAUAUAGAUACCUUGAUCUUUUCCCAUGCAACCCAGCUGAACUCAAAGCACUGGGAUACAAGGAUCUCAAGCAAUCAAACAAGGUCUUUGCGAUCUCCGUCAAUCCAGUCAGCUCAGAACAGAGUCAAGGGACCGAGGAGGGAGGUGAAGCGGCAAGAGAGAGCAAACAAGAAGAGAUCUUCAGACCAAGUCUGGAUCAGAUGCUUCCGUUCAGACCUCGUGUUGCACCAUUACCUGGUGCCCACCCUGUUCCUGGAGGGGAUUUCCCUCUGCCGUUAGCUGCUUCUAUGGUCAUGACCAAACUCCCCCCACCUCAAAGCUUUCAGGGACCCUUCGUCAAGGUCGAUGACCUCAUUAGGUUAAUAGCUGAAUGCAGGUUACCAGAACCCUCUCAUGAGCCUGUACCACUCCCCAACGGCAUGGAGCAGGAGGAUAGCCAGGGAGACGGCGAACUGAAACGCAAACGAGGCGUGGUCGCGGGCAAGCCGGUCGAGGAGGACUCCGAUGACGAGGAGUCUUCCCAGCAUGCACCUCGACAUGAUAUCUACCGAAGCAGGCAGCAGAAGAGAGUCAAGUGAAGGGUGUUCGUUCAAUUUCAUUUUCAUGCGGCCAAAUUCAGAAGAUGGAAGGACCAUAUCUG
Molecule: messenger RNA, 2355 nt
Organism: Lytechinus variegatus (green sea urchin)
Lineage: Eukaryota; Metazoa; Echinodermata; Echinoidea; Temnopleuroida; Toxopneustidae
Gene: cstf3
Product: cleavage stimulation factor subunit 3-like
Exons: 18
Coding region: 131-2293 (720 amino acids)
Biological process (GO): mRNA 3'-end processing
Cellular component (GO): nucleus
Molecular function (GO): mRNA binding; protein binding
Source: RefSeq, a predicted model, not a curated record